Molecule: messenger RNA, 1461 nt
Organism: Psilocybe cubensis
Lineage: Eukaryota; Fungi; Basidiomycota; Agaricomycetes; Agaricales; Agrocybaceae
Exons: 2
Coding region: 1-1461 (486 amino acids)
Source: RefSeq, a predicted model, not a curated record
AUGGCGUGGAAUCAACUUGCGGCCGAACUAUGGACCAAGAUUGCGGACAAUUGUGAUAGAGAUGGAGUCCGUGCCCUUUGCGCCCCUGAAAUUCCCGCGCACAUUCGGGACAGUGCUCGUGUCGUAUAUUUCAGGCAUCUGAGCUUCGGGACAUACAACCUUACAGCUGAUAUUGGCCUUAGCAAUGCCAAUGAGGAUCAAUACCGAAGCUCCCUGAUUGCAUUGAAGCAAGAACGCUCACGUCAAAGGUUUACCGAGCUUCCGUUGACGCCUUUUGUACGCCACGUUCGUUCUUGGACCUAUCAUUCAAUUUUACCUGGACUUCGUGCUACUGACGCAGUGGGAAUGUACAAUGGCACAUUGUGGCCGCUGUUCAUAGUAAAUCUUCCCCGUUAUAUUGGAUUGACAAGACUUGACUUGGAAAGAGUUGUCAUCGACGAUGCGGCUGUUGCAUCUGUGAAUGCGUUGGGGAAUCUCAAAGAUUUGAAGCUCAACUACGUCCUUGUUACCAGUAGAACCAAUGUGUUGCAUGCCCACAACUAUUUAACUCGUCUGUUCUACGAGGACGACAGCUACAGUUUCUACCCCAGUUUAUUCCUAGGAGUGUGCUCUACCCUUACCAUUUUGGAGCUUGCGGUCACUAAAGAUGAGUACCGCAAGCUGUACUCUACUCUGGAACAGUGUCAUGUCCUGGAGAUACUUUCCAUUGACCUGUUGGAGACAGAAGAGGAACCCUUUGAAAGGCCGCCACUAGAAGAACCUCUUUCCCUCACAGCUUGUCCUGACUUGUCCCAGUACACCGGACCCGCUUACUACGCUGCAGACAUCAUUACAGGUCGACCAGUUCAUUCGAUCAAGCUUACACAGACACCUGAACACGCAGAACAACAUCCCGGAUGUAUUGACUGGAUUAGGGAACAUUUUACAAAAGGGACGGUGCCUGUGAGAAGCUUCGAUAUUCCUCGUUGGGAUGCGUCUGCAUGUGAAGAGACAUUUCCGACGCUGUUUAUGGAGUUUAAGAAUCUAGAGUCGUUGCGGAUUGUUAUUGAUCCAAUCCUUUUGGCUGACGCAGGCAAUCAUGAUGAUGAACCAGGGAGAUCCGGAAGAUACAACGCCUGGCAUUACCUCAAUAUCCUCCAUCUUCUCAGUGGUCCUCUCCCGUAUGAGAUUCCAUCGACCUUGCGAGUUUUGGAGCUAGUCACGGAAACUAAAUACGAAAGGCACCCGACUCACACUUUCGACCAAGUCGUAACGGCGCUUAGAAACUCUCCCCAAUUCGCCAAUCUGCGAAAGUUAACUGUUGGGACUGAGCAGUGCUUUCAGACGUGGCAGAGAUCGGAUGCUGGAAUAUGGGAUAUGACACAGCGUAAAGUCUACGAAUUUGACUUUGAUGGAGAAGAACUGAGAGAAAGCGAUUUUGAGGACGACGUGUACGACGAAGGAAGUGAAAUGUAUGAAUGA